Pseudocercospora fijiensis CIRAD86 is the source of this 2781-nucleotide messenger RNA. RefSeq lists its product as uncharacterized. NCBI's taxonomy places the organism in Eukaryota, Fungi, Ascomycota, Dothideomycetes, Mycosphaerellales, Mycosphaerellaceae. The transcript is spliced from 5 exons. The record is from RefSeq and is a predicted model, not a curated record. The coding region runs from base 301 to 2781 and encodes 826 amino acids. Gene Ontology annotation, biological process: establishment or maintenance of actin cytoskeleton polarity. Gene Ontology annotation, molecular function: protein binding. Gene Ontology annotation, cellular component: cell tip; microtubule cytoskeleton.
ACGCCCAGACGCAGAGUGCCAGACCGUUGCAAUUGGAAUCUCCAGGCCAGCCACAUCACGAAAGGCACCUGCGAUCCUCGAUCCGCCUGCAGUCAGAGUCUCAGUCUCUCAGACUUCGCGCGCGAGACCGACAGACCCUUCUAAUUCCUCACGCGCAUCAGGUUCCAUAUCAAACACCUCCGAAUCACGACAGACGGCCACCUCCCUGCCAUGCUGCCGACAACGCUCAUUUCCACGUAAAGCCUGCUUCGACAGCGUGACACCAGCAGGAAGCCUAUCGCUCGCUGUUCCACCGCCAGCAUGACUCGACCCAACAUUCUGCGCGCUGACACCCUCGACCUGCAAGACCAAGACAGCCCCUCCGCCCAAGAACACACCAAGCACCCGCAGUCCAACUCCAACGCGCCCCACGUCCAGGAGAAGCUGCACCACGUUUUGGAGGAACGUCAUUCCGAGGAACAAGCACUCGCAGACGCCUGGCAGAUCACCUCCACCCUGGCUGAAGACGCAAUCACUACGAAUCCCGCGCAGGGAAAUGGCACGACGCAGGAAAACGCGACGAAUGGAGGCUCGCACGAAGGGGAGGAAGAUGCGGAGGGAGGAGAGGACGGUGACGAUGACAUGACCGACAGGAUAUCCAGCUCGCCGAGCAUCGACGAUGAAGAUAUUGAUUUCGAAUUUGUCUACGCACUGCACACAUUUGUGGCCACGGUCGAAGGUCAGGCCAAUGCCACAAAAGGCGACACAAUGGUAUUGCUAGAUGACAGCAAUAGCUAUUGGUGGCUGGUCAGAGUUGUCAAAGAUAGCAGUAUUGGAUACCUUCCCGCCGAGCACAUCGAAACGCCUACAGAACGACUUGCGCGGUUGAACAAGCACCGGAAUAUUGACCUUUCCGCUACAAUGCUUAGUGACAAUUCUGAGAAGUCGAGAAAUCCGCUAAAGAAGGCCAUGCGCCGACGCAACGCAAAGACAGUUCAAUUCGCUGCACCGACUUAUGUUGAGGCUUCUGAUUAUGACUACUCCACUGAAGACGAAGAGCAGAUGAUCGAGCCGUAUGGCGACGAGAAGACGACUGAAGAUGGCAAACAGGAAGAGUUGCAAGGGGAGCCUGAAGAAGCGAAGAAGGCCGAGCCAGUACAUCCAGAAGCCGAACGAAGAUCAAGCACUGGCUCUAAUCGUGCCUCGUUCGAUCGUGAACAGGCGGCUACCGCCGCUCAGGCACUGACAGAUGCUGGACUGACCGGCGAUGGACCCAAGCUUGCUGACAAGACUGGUGAGUAUGGAUAUGAUGUUGAUGCGAUCAGCCCACCAACCGUCUCGGUAGAAGCUGCACCACUCAAGUCGAAGCGAACUCGGAACACAGACUCCUUCCUCAAGGAUGAGAGCAUCGAGACCAGAAAAAUCACCCUCACGCCUGGUCUCCUUCGCGAAGAAAAUGCAUCCACCAAAUCGCCUUCUUCCGAUAGCACGCGAAGUAACAGUCUCGAUGUCAUCACCAAGACCUUAUCUCCUGCAGAACCGCAGCCUCCUCCGUUGUCGAAGAAGGAAGCCAAGAAGAAGGAGAAGGAAGAUAAGCCCAAGAAGGAGAAGGAAGAGAAGCCCAAGAAGGGUGGUAUGCUGAGCGGCCUCUUCAAGAGCAAGAAGAAGGACAAGAAGUCUAAGGAGGAAUCUAGCGAGGCCGACUCGGAGAAAGCUUCUACAGAGUUGCAGAGAGAAUCGCCGAGGGCGUCACCGCUGCUUAGCGGCACCAACUCACCUAUUGACAAGAGCGCUAUCAGUGCUCCAAUGGCUCUGAAGAACGAUAGACAGCAGGCUGCCCCCGAAGAAACGAGUCGCGACUCAUCGAAGGAGUCGAGCGAAGGCUUUGUUGCAGAGCUCGAAGGUUCGGCUGUCGCACACGAGAUGGACACUCCAGACCAGGAGGAUAGCGAAGCACAACACAAGAUUGACGCUCAGAUGGCACAGCAGACGCAACAGGCACAGCAAGAGAAGGGCGGUCUAAGCGCCAUCACUAAUAUGCUCAAGCCUGCAGACAAGGAGAGCAAGCCCCAAAAAGCGAAACGUUCUAAAGAGCGCGUGCCGAUGGACGAUUUCGACACACCACCGGACGCUAAGGACGACCCAAUGGACGAGGCUGACUCAUCACAAGAACGUGGUGGACGUCUGUCUGAGAGUCCGGUGGAAAUCUCGACCGAUACGUUUAUGCAUGGUACUGAGUCGAUUCACAUCCCUAUGCCUGGUGCGCUACCUGAGGAGACGGACGAUGAUGACGAGGAGCCCGAAAGUCUUACAAGUUCGCCGAGCAUCAUCGAGCAUCCCGCGGAACCGAUCGAAGAGGAGGUUGAGCUUGUCGAAGACAACGACCCAACACCAACGGCACGCUCUCCACAGCCAUUUUCGCAAGAACAGUCCAAGCCUGUGUCCGUGCAAUCAAGACGUGGUCUUUCUACUGAUAGCAGUACCACCUCAUCUUCUUCAUCAGCACGACCUUCGCCUAGGCCUUCACCCACAGUGUCUCAGCAAGCCUGGAGCGACGACUGUCUCAAAGCUUGGCUGGAGGACGGUAGCGAAGUGCGCGAUAUGCUCGUCAUGAUUCAUGACAAGAGCGGCAUCAAAGCUGCGCCUGCUGACCAUCCUCUCAUGGCAGACUUGUUCGUCGAGCAGCGGAAAGGCGUUCAAAACAUGAUGGGUCAGCUGGACGGCCUCCUUGGGUCUUAUUUGAACACAGCGGUAUGUGGUAUCCGCGAAGAGUUCGAACCGGAAUCCGACAAGGACGGAUAA